Molecule: messenger RNA, 923 nt
Organism: Folsomia candida
Lineage: Eukaryota; Metazoa; Arthropoda; Collembola; Entomobryomorpha; Isotomidae
Exons: 6
Coding region: 31-810 (259 amino acids)
Source: RefSeq, a predicted model, not a curated record
GGUCUCAAAAGUGCACCCGUCUUCCGCAUAAUGUUGAAAAUCGCUGGUGUAUUAAUUGCCAGCAUAACGGCUGUCCUAGCCGUGUCCUCCACAGUGGGAUCCGAUGCCGACUAUUUGGCCGCUUGUAAUUCAACAUCAAGAUGUCAAAAGCGGGGAAUGUUUUGUUGGGAAGGGGUCUGCCAAUGUCCGCCCAACACGGCUCCGAUAGUAUUUCGAGGGCAGCUCCGUUGUCGAGAUAUCGUGCAAAUAAAAAGGAUUUCAACGAUUGAAGACCAUCCCUGGGUAAUUUCGAACGCGUCGUGCCUCUCGUCCAAGAAGACGGUGGCCAAGUGGUCCUGCCGCCACAGUCCCUGCUAUUCCGGGAUCUUGGUCGACCUCUUGCGCAGUGCGGACGAGGACGGAAAGUUUCUGGACAAUUGCACAAUCACGGAGGUCACUUCGGUUGGACAGUUUAAAUCCGGAACUUGGACGAACAACUCGAUCAUGGAUCACCUCGCGGGAAACAAAACUGAUCUUGGACUUGCCAUUUUCAAUGAACCCACCUUAUCGCCACACGUUCGGGCGGCCCUCCGUUUUAAGUCCAUAUUCGUGGGAAACUAUGAAAACAAGACUGAUUUAGGGAUCGCAUUUCCCAAGUCUUUUGAUAAAUGGCACACUCAUGAUUUGGGUGAUAGACUUCAGCAAGUUCAAGAGUCCGGCCGGGCGGGAGAGAUCUUUGAUAAAUAUUUCCUCCAGGAUGGGCUAACUUUGUGGAAAAAGGAGAAACAAUUGACGACUUUUAGGCCGAAACGGGUCGUUUAUUGGUUGUAGCUAAUGUACUGGAAAAAUGCUAAAGACAUUGUUUUCAAUGUGGGUGGGAAAUUUCCUUAAUUGAGAAAAGUUCGCAGAAAUGUGAGAAAAAAUAAAGAAGUUGAGUAGAUUCA